Messenger RNA from Psylliodes chrysocephalus, 4074 nucleotides. The record is from the annotation of a GenBank genome assembly. Lineage: Eukaryota; Metazoa; Arthropoda; Insecta; Coleoptera; Chrysomelidae.
AUGGAAACGAAGUUGUGCCGAAUUUGUGGAAAACUCGGACAAAACUUUGUACAUAUUUUCAAAACGGAAGGAUUGAGGAGCAAAAUCGAGACAUGUCUGCCGAUAAUUGUGACUCCUUAUUGCCUUCUUCCCGAUACAAUAUGUGGAGAAUGUACGGAAAAUGUAGACAAUUUCUACAUGUUCAUAAAAAACUGUUUACAGAAUAUCAUCAUAUUAGAAGCCCAAUACGACAUUCAAGAGUCAUGCUUGAAAUCCAAACAAAAAAAGGACAAAGGUUGUUACGUGGAUUUUCAACACAAAAAAAUCAAUAAAGGAAAUCAAACCGAGGAUUAUUUGGAUGUUAUUAGCGGAAAAAAAUUCGAUUUCGAUAAUUUGAGGAAGAGUUUUCCUCUCUGCGUAAACUUUUUGGACAAUCAGGAUGAUUUUAUAAGAAAAAAUAUUAAUAAGUUAGUUGAUUAUGAUGUGGAUUCCGAUUCGAGCUUAGAAGAACAUUUUCAAAACGAAGGGCGAGUAAUUUUAAAUGAAAAUUUUGAACCUGAUUUGCAAACGACACGUUUAUUAAACAUUUUUGCUACCAAAAACGACCUACCUAUCAAAACUCAGUACUUCGACGACUCCGAAAAAAAUUUGAUAAGCGAAAUUUCCCAAAGAAAAAAACUGAAAAGAAAAAACGAUUUUAUCGAAACUUCCAAGCCAAAAAUUUAUAAAGUUGAUACAUCGAACAGGAGGAAAAAUAAAGUACCAAAGAAAUUAGAUACUCAAGAAGUUGGCGAAGAAAGCAAUGUCGAUUUUGGAAAUUUUGAGAACAAAAUUGAAUGUGAAACGCAAAAUAGAGAGACUGAAACCACGUUGCAUAAUUUUAAUAACCAAAAUGAGAAGCUGCUACUGUCCUUGCCCCAAAGCUGUUUGUUAUGUGAUACUCAUUUUUCUGGUCCUUCCGCCCUAGCCACUCAUGUAUUCGAAGUCCAUGGCAUCGACAUGGCCGAAGUUGUCUCUUCUGGUUCAGGUGAAUCCUUUCCGGAGAAGAGUAAGAAAAAGUUACCGAACCUAGUGAAAAUUUCCGAUCUCAAAAAGACUGAUUCCUUAGAUGAUAAUCAUUAUGAUAGACAACUAGAAACUCAAUCCACAAAACAUUCUGAUCUUUGUUGCCCCAACUGUAGCAGCAUUUUUACUAGCAAACAAGAUCUAAUGAUGCACCUUAAGCUAAAACAUGCACAAUUAGCGGGUUUCGUGUGUGGCAUUUGUCUUCAUCAAUGUUCUUCCUUGAUGAAUCUCAAAUCUCAUUUGGAGACUUGUACGCAGCAGAAUCCAAUUAAUAACAAAUACGUUUGUCAAGUGUGCCAAUACGGAGAUGAAAAUUUUAAGUGGUUAGAAAACCACGUCUUGGUUCACGAGUUCUUGCAGGAAGCUUGUAAGAAGCGGAUGAAGAUGUUUGAUCCAGAAGAUUACAUUGAUAUUAAUGAAAAUACUUGUUACAAAGGUUUAAGUUGCACCGAAUGCGGACUGGAUGAGUUUUUCUCUUUCAAAGAAUUCAGCGCUCACCGAAGAAACAACCAUAAUAUCUUCCAUUGCGAUCUUUGCAACAAGUUCUACGGUCGAAACUCACAUCUUUGGAAACACGUCAAUAGGUUGCACAAGGGACAUCCGAGUAUAACUUGUCAAAUGUGUUACAAAACAUCGGCUUCCAAGUAUCAUCUGUCACAGCAUUUUAAUAAGAUCCAUUUAGCCAAAAGCAGUAAAAAAUCUAAUCAUAUAGGAUUAAUCGAAAAAGAAAACAAAGAGGAAUCUACCAACAAAUUUUCCGCUUUUGACUUCCUAUCGAUCAGAGAAAACUUCUUAAAACAAGAGCUAGUAGAAAAUAGCGAACAAGACGAUAAUUCAAAUCAACAUUCGGACGGAGACGAAGAUAUGAUUAUUAAAGAGGAAUUUGACGAUGAUUCGAAUAUGAAGGAGGAACAUCCUUUAGCACCGAAGGAAAUAGAUUCUUCUCACGACAUGUACAAUAACAUAAUAACUAAUUACACCCCACCCAUAAACGAGGGUGAUUUUAAAUGUCCUAAAUGUUCCAAAGGUUUUAAUAAAAAGCUCCUACUCAAGAAACACAAGAAAAAUUGCAGGCCGAGAAUGCAAAAAGAUUUGCUGACGCGGUGCAAAACUUGUUCGAGAGUUUUUAAAGAUAGGCAGAGUUUAGCCAAACAUUUAAUCAACUAUCAUUCAGAAUACAGCUGCGAAAUUUGUUUAGAAAAAGUCCAAAGCAAAUGCGAGAUCGUCUCUCAUAUCAGAUUUCGCCAUCCAGGUUGUCCUCUUUUCUGUAGGAUAUGCAAAAAUAUAUUGAGAUGUAAGAGCGACAUGCAGGAACAUGUGAGGAAUCAUUUUGAUUCUCACGUUUGCCAAUUUUGCGGUGAUUCUUUACCGAGCAAAAUCAAACUUAAAAUGCACAUACUGAGUUUGCAUCGUAAAAUCUUGAGCUUAUCUUGCGGCAUUUGCCUCAAACUGUUUGAGAAUCAAUACGUGCUUAGAGAUCACGUCAAAUUGGUGCAUAAGGAUCAACUGACCCCUCACACUUCUUGCUCCGUUUGCGGGAAAAAUUACGGCUCAAAAUGGAAAACUUACGAUCAUAUCAAUAAAUCGCAUGGAAGGAUAUUCAGGGCUUGCAAGACUUGUUUGGAGAUCUUCGAUAAUGAUGCUCAACUUCAAGCACAUUGCGAUGUUACCGCUCAUGGCGGCCAAAUCGGUAACAACGCUAAUGCUGCUGCACUCAGAAACAGUAUUAUGGCCCAUAUAAAGUCAGCAUUAAUCGUCAAUCAUGAAGAAGAUAGCAUCACCGAUGAAGACGGAAAUAGCGAAAGCGAAUUCGAUAAUGAAUCAGCGCCUUAUGAAGAGGACAGAAAAUUUUUCUUUCCUAUUCAAGAUGACGCGAAAAUAUCACUAUUAGAAAAACGUCUCAUAGGCAAGACUUUAGCUGAUGAAGAGAUUAACAUUAAACCGAAACUUCCUGUUACAAAAAAAUCUAAAUCGUUAUCAUCAUCCAAGAGCAAGCAAUCUAUCACUAUUAAAAAAGAAGAUCCUGAUAACACUCAAGCGAAUUGCUCCAAACGAACCGUUUACGUGAACAGUAACGAUCCGUCAUACUGUGAAAUUUGUUACAAAACUUGGCCAGCUAAAAAACAUUUAUGGCAGCACUAUAUCCGUUGCCAUAAGUCUAUCGCAGCAACUGUGUGCGGAAUAUGUCUGAAGACGAAUACGGACUAUGAAUCGUUGCAGCAACAUCUAAGAGACAAUCAUCCGAAACUGUUGCACGGUCAAGGGUUUGGUUCGAAUUUCAUUUGCAAGAUUUGCGGCAGAUACCAUAACGCUAGCUCCAAAUUGAGAUUACACAUGGUCAUUCAUGAUAAUUUCGAUUGGAAGUUGAUAGAGGCUGCUGAUAAAGAUAUCAAACCUGCUAAUGGCUUCAAAGUUAAGGAAGAGCCUCAUUUUGAAGAUAACAUUAAUUAUGAUAGUUUGAUAGAGCAAGUGGAAUGUUCUUCGGAAACUGAUAAUGAUGAAUAUGAUGACAAUGAGCCGCAAGUCAAGCAACAGGAUUCUUCGAGCUCGGAGGAAGAUGGUAGAGUUGGGAGUGAAGAUGAUUCUGCAUUAAGCUGGAAUCAAAAGGAAGCAAACCCACAAAUACAGCAAUCCCAAGAUGCUCCACAACAACACCAAUAUUCAUCAUCCAGCGAAGACUCAACUUCGAGUUAUUGCAGAAGCAAAUGCAGUUCCUCUGACGACGAUUGCUCUCAAGAGUCUAGAUCCGUAUCGUCACAGUUCCAGAACAAGUUCGCCAUCAAAACUGAACCGUUUCAUCCAAUAUCGAAUUUGGAAAGUGUUGAUGAUGAUGAUGAUGUUCUGAACGCCACCAACAAUGCGAACAUGUUCGAUAGGAAGCCUGAAGAGCUCGAUUCGGCGAUCAAAUCUAUAAGUUAUGAUGACUGCAUUGAAACAGUAGAUCUCAACGUGGUCGACGAUUAUUGCGACAUUCAGAAUAAUUGUUUGAACGAGAACGAAAUUGAAUCGGCAGUUGGUAGCAUACUUUAA